This is a messenger RNA of Tarenaya hassleriana, 1264 nucleotides long. Its product is annotated as glucuronokinase 1-like. Bases 26 to 1117 code for a protein of 363 amino acids. NCBI's taxonomy places the organism in Eukaryota, Viridiplantae, Streptophyta, Magnoliopsida, Brassicales, Cleomaceae. The record is from RefSeq and is a predicted model, not a curated record. The transcript is spliced from 6 exons. Gene Ontology annotation, molecular function: ATP binding.
GAUUUCAUUCUGCUGUUUAACGGAGAUGGAUCAGGAUCCGAGAUCUUCUGUUUCCGGCAAGCCCGCGGCGGCGAUCGAGCACCGUGCCUAUGCUCGGAUUGGGUUCCUCGGUAACCCUAGCGACGUUUACUUUGGCCGUACGAUCUCCUUCACCAUCGCCAAUUUCUGGGCAUCUGUCAAGCUCGAGCCUUCCGAUCAUCUCCUGAUCAAGCCCCACCCUUUCCAUGAUCUCGUUCAGUUCCAUUCGAUCCACCAUCUCGUGAGUCGCUUGCAAAGCGAGGGAUACUAUGGUGGUGUUAGGUUGCUUAUGGCGAUCUGCAAAGUCUUCCGUAACUACUGCAAGGAAAAUGGCAUAGUGAUUCAUGAAGGAAACUUCAGUUUAUCUUAUGAUACCAAUAUCCCUAGGCAGACAGGGCUUUCAGGUUCCAGUGCCAUCGUGUGUGCUGCUCUUAGCUGCCUCCUUGACUUCUACAAUGUCAGGCAUUUGAUAAAAGUGGAAGUUCGGCCGAACCUUGUCCUUAAUGCCGAGAAAGAACUCGGUAUUGUUGCAGGUCUACAGGACCGGGUCGCACAGGUCUAUGGGGGUCUUGUUCACAUGGACUUUAGUAAGGAUCACAUGGAGAACUUGGGACAUGGGAUUUACACCCCUAUGGAUACCAGUCUCCUUCCACCUCUACAUCUCAUCUAUGCCGAGAAUCCAAGUGACUCUGGCAAGGUACAUAGCACAGUUCGGCAGAGGUGGUUAAACGGUGAUGAGUUGAUAAUAUCAUCAAUGGUAGAAGUAGCAAACAUAGCAGAAGAAGGGCGGACAGCAUUACUCGGAAAGGACUACUCCAAGCUCUUCGAACUCAUGAACCGUAACUUUGACCUUCGAAGGAGAAUGUUUGGGGAUGAAUGCUUGGGAGAGGUGAACAUAGAAAUGGUGGAGGUGGCAAGGAGGGUAGGUGCAGCUUCAAAGUUCACCGGGAGUGGAGGAGCCGUGGUGGUGUUCUGCCCAGAAGGGCCUUCUCAGGUUAAGCUUCUCGAAAAUGAAUGCAAGAAAUCAGGAUUCAUACUUCAGCCGGUCAAGAUCUCCCCUCCGUGCCUCAACGAUGUUGAUCGCCAGACCUUAUCAUAAGAAGAACCCUUUGUCUCUUGAAAUCCAAACAACAUUUCGCUUCUUUAGCAAUAGAGCUCUUGGCAUUGCAGUGCAGCUAUUUUCCUUACAAGAGAGAAGUUUUUAUGAACUUGAAACCUAUCCCCUGAACUUGAGCUUGUAACGUUC